CCACACCUCUUGCACACGUGGGUAAAUAUGGCGACCUCUUUGGAAGAGCCUACUAGUUCUGAAGCUGGUGCAUUUGAAGAGGUUAGGUCAAAAAGAAAAAGAAAGAAGACGGAAAUGGAAUUAGAAGGAGUAGGGACUGAAACAAAACGACCUUCUUUCCCUCCCAUUGAUGCCUCGUCUGUUCUAGGUGUUAAACCAGAAUUUCGUAGCAUACCUGUCCCACCUCACAGAUUUAGUCCGUUGAAGGAUCAGUGGAUGAAGAUAUUCACGCCAAUUGUUGAGCAUCUGAAGCUUCAGAUUAGGCUCAACCUAAAAAAGAAACAUGUUGAGAUCAAAACCUCACAGCACACGACUGAUAUUGGGUCUAUACAGAAAGGAGCUGAUUUUGUGAAGGCAUUCAUGCUUGGGUUUGAAAUCGAUGAUGCUUUAGCCCUUGUAAGGUUAGAUGAUCUUUUUGUUGAAACUUUUGAAGUACAAGAUGUUCGUUCAUUGAAAGGUGAUCAUCUCUCAAGGGCUAUUGGUAGGAUUGCUGGGACUGGAGGGAAAACUAAAUUUACAAUUGAGAAUGUGACAAAGACCCGUAUUGUAUUGGCUGACAGCAAGAUUCACAUUUUGGGCUCCUACCAGAACAUCAGAGUGGCAAGACAUGCCAUAUGUAACCUGAUAUUGGGCAGUCCUCCUUCUAAAGUUUAUGGGCAAAUGCGUUCCCUAGCUAGCAGGACUGCUGAGAAGUUAUAAGAGGUCGUGCUCAAACUAUCAUGAUAUCUCCGUUUCAAAAUAUUAUGUUAAUUGUUUUAUAACAUGAACUUUUUUCUCUAAAAAUCUGCUCGGCAGAUAAAAUGUAUAUAUAAUUAUUAUUUAUAAUAAAUUAUAAUACAAAUCUGAUUGUUAUGAUGAGCGUAUGUGUGUGUCUGUAGUCCAAGAGAAUGAAAGAGAGGGAGAGAGAGAAAUAAGAGAAGAGGAUUGAUAUCAUUACAGAAGAAUUAUCUUAAUACAUGACUAUCAGUAAUAUUAUGUGAAUGCACAUAACGUGCAUACAUUAAUUGUCGUCUCUCGUCUUAAUAGUACAAAAACUACAUGAGAACAAGUUACUAGAACAAACUGCUCUGAUUCGUUCACAGUCUUAUUGACGACACCGAAUGAACAGUGUGCAAAUGGUCACACCAAUGAUUUCUCUUACAGGAGCUGUAUGGCGACAGCCGAGAGAAAAAGAUUACGAAUGCCCUCCGACUUUAACCGGCCAUGACGACCAUCUUCCCAUUAUGUCACUGUCAAAUACUGGACUUGAGGGUCCCUCAAUGGCAGAGCCUGAGUAUACAGUACUGACUGCUGGUAGGCUGACUUUACGAUCUAUUAUAGCCGCAGUGAAUGAUGAUGGUAUCUGAAAUCUUUUCUUACUUGAGCCUGGAGUCUGCUUCUUGUUGUCAGGAGAUUGUCUCUUAGGGAAAGACGGUGAGGAUAUUUUUCUCCUUGUUUUGGUGACUGUCAAACCUUGCUCUCGACUGCUAGGACUCUCUGAAAAUAUCUCGUCCAAUGGAUUACUGUCUUCUCCACUGUCACUGCUAAACGGGUCGUAUUCAUCAAUGUCAGCUCCUGUGGACCCACCGCUGCCGUUCUUCCGAGACUCGCUCCUCAGUGAGCGAUACCAUUCCUCGGCUGUCCCUCUGUUGCUGAAUCUAAGUGUGUAAGAGCAUCUCCCCCUGCAUCCCUUUGAGAUUAACUCUAUUGGCAUGGUCGCCUCUGCACUGCAUUCUGCCCCACGUCGGACGCAGCAACUCUUGAGCCAGAGCAUGCCCUUCGGCUCGCCGUCUUGUUUCUUGUACCAGACAACGAAGGACUCGGAGGAGUUUGUGUAGAGACUGAAGUAACACUGUCGCACUUUCCUGCUCCCUCCUUUCCCUGUCUUGCCGCAGAAUGAACAGCUCGGGUAGCUCAUGGAGACUUGGCCCAUCUUUACUUGAGUGCUCAUGUGUAUGGAGGAGAAAACGUUCUGGCGGAGUAGUUCAUCUGAUCCAGGCUUACUCAUGAUUCCUUUUGAUGAAAUCUUGCUUACAACAAGCUUCAAGUCUUUCUUUUAGUUUGCUCU
This is a messenger RNA of Amphimedon queenslandica, 2086 nucleotides long. Its product is annotated as RNA-binding protein pno1-like. Gene Ontology annotation, molecular function: RNA binding. The record is from RefSeq and is a predicted model, not a curated record. Gene Ontology annotation, cellular component: nucleus. The transcript has 9 exons. NCBI's taxonomy places the organism in Eukaryota, Metazoa, Porifera, Demospongiae, Haplosclerida, Niphatidae. Bases 28 to 738 code for a protein of 236 amino acids.